This is a messenger RNA of Gilbertella persicaria, 1467 nucleotides long. RefSeq names its product WD40-repeat-containing domain protein. Lineage: Eukaryota; Fungi; Mucoromycota; Mucoromycetes; Mucorales; Choanephoraceae. The record is from RefSeq and is a predicted model, not a curated record. Gene Ontology annotation, molecular function: protein binding. Bases 1 to 1467 code for a protein of 488 amino acids. The transcript is spliced from 2 exons.
AUGUCCUCUCCUCCUUCUACACCACCUAUCAGCUACCUGUCUUUACAUGCUAAAAUACCUAUGAACUAUAUGGACCAAGUCAAGACAACGUUUCAACAAUUCAAUUUUCAACAGCGCUACUUUUUUCUGACUGAAAUACUCAACUGUUGCGAUAGUCAAUUACUGCACUAUGUUCAUACCUUUAUUACACCCAAACUCAAGAUUGAUUUCUUAUACAAACUACCUCUUGAAAUUGCUCUUCAUAUUGUAUCUUUGAUAGACGACCCAUAUACCCUAACUCAAGCUUCAUGUGUCUCUCGUCAUUGGGCUAAUCUAUUUCAAGAUGAAGGCGUAUGGAAAUCCCUUUGUCUGAAACACAACUAUUUUAGUUGGGACAAACGAGUAACCUACCGAGCUCUAUUUCGUCGCCAAUACAGUAUUGACAUGGCCUGGAUUCAAGGCAAUGCUAAAGUCAUAUCAUGCGAAAGUAAGAUUGGAGAAGGGCUAGCCACUUCAGUUCAAAUGGACGAUACGUUUACUGUGAUUGGAUGUGAUAAUAACCUGGUGGAAGUGUUUGAUUCAACCACAGGGAAGCACCUUCGAUCUCUUUUGGGUCAUGAAGGAGGUGUAUGGGCGCUGCAGUUUAUCAAGACACAGCAGAAUCAACAUCUACUUGUCACUGGUGGUUGUGAUAGAGCAGCUAGAGUCUGGAACCUCAACACAGGUGAAUUACGCCAUGUCCUACAAGGUCAUGUCUCUACCAUUCGAUGCCUAAAAAUACAGAAUGACAGGAUUGCUGUCACAGGCUCAAGAGACACCACCUUGCGUAUCUGGGACAUUGAACAGGGCCAACUGGUCCAUAUCUGCACUGGACAUCAAGGCAGUGUGCGGUGCAUUGCUAUCCAUGGAAACCGAGUGGCUUCUGGUUCCUAUGAUACCACGGCUCGUUUAUGGGACAUGGACACAGGCGAAUGCAUUCAUGAAUUUAUAGGCCAUCAUUCUCAGAUCUAUGCCAUUGCCUUUGAUGGUACUCGUGUUGUCACAGGCUCACUGGAUUCUCGUAUUCGAAUAUGGUCUGCUCAAACAGGUGAAUGCUUAAUGACACUGCAAGGCCAUACCUCGCUUGUGGGCCACCUACAGCUAUCCAACAGAACACUCGUCAGUGGUGGUGCAGAUGGCUGUUUGCGUGUGUGGGAUAUAGAGACAUUUGAAUGUAAGCAUCGUAUUUCAGCCCAUGAUAAUGCAGUGUCUUGUUUGCAAUUUGAUCAAAAGCGUAUCUUGAGUGGUGGAUCCGAUGGGCGAGUCAAGCUAUGGGAUAUUGAAAAUGGUAUUCUGAUUCGAUCGUUUACUGAGACAGCAAGAACUGUAUGGAAGGUCCAAAUGAACCAGACCAAGGCUGUUGUCAUUCUACAGCGAGAUACUGACCAUCAUACCAUGGCUUCUCAUCGUACAGUGAUUGAACUACAUGAUUUUGACUUGGAAGAAUAG